GGAGGCGCAUUUAGGACAAGAAACCGCUGAACUAUUGCAAGGAGAAACUUGCGGAAAGAGAAUUUGUCAGCAGAAGACGCCAAGAGGGCAAAACUCUCGUCUUCUUUUGUUGUGUUUGAUGACACCCAAGUAGGACGAGGAGGAGCAGGACGCCAUCCGCUCUCCGCUCUCCGUCCAAGUCCGGGAAAAGUGCCCGAGGAGCUUCCGAUGGCGUGCUACUACAUCGUGAUCAGCUCCACCCACCUGCGGGACGGACAGCUGAGGAGCAUCAAAGGGGUGUUCCGGGGACCGAUCGGGGCCGACGCACGCAAAAACAACACAACGGACGAAGGCGCCUCCUCCCGUCUGUACUGCGAGCUGUGCGACAAGCAGUACGUGCGACACCAGCAGUUUGACAACCACAUCAACUCCUACGACCAUCACCACAAGCAGCGUCUGAAGGAGCUGAAGCAUCGCGAGUUCUACCGGGUGUUGGCCUGCAGGAGGCAGCGUAAGAGGAGGGAGGAACGCAGGGAGGGGCGCUUGCUGAGGAAGAAGAAGAAGAAGAAGGUCCAGCAUCAUCCUCAUCAUGAGGAGGAGAAAACGCAAGUGCGCUGCGCUCCGGGUUCGGGGCCAAUGUUCCGCUCCACCACCGUGGCGGUGGAGCCGGCGUGCCCGAUGGGGAAGCGAAGCGACGUCCGCGCCGACGGCGACGCCGUCGGAGCUCUGGGGAGAGAUCCUCAAAGCUCACUGCUCCUUCCUCUGGGAAGCCGACUCCUGAGCGACGCGCGGUGGCCGUACCGGCAACUGGACGACGGCGCCAUUACGUCCGGCGACGUCACGGGCGGAAACGGCGAGACCGGCCAAAGCGGAGCCCUUAACAAGCUCCCUUGGGCUCCCGGUUUCUUAAGCGACACCAUUAGAGCCACCAACAGCGAAAACAAAACCUCCGUCGCCAGCAGGGGACGCCCCGUUUGCUUCUCUCUGCCUAAAAGGAGCUGUGUUCUGCUCCACCAAUCAGCCGCCGUCUUCAUCCAAGCCGGGCGGAGUUCGCGAGACGGGCAGAAGACGACCCACGAAGUGGACAGAAAUGUCUCAUCACAGCGGAUCUCAGCUGCACCGUGUGGCCGUGCUUUGACCAGAGAACUGGACGACCCGAUGAACGCCGCGUUGUCUUUAUGUAACCACCAACACGGGACCGGAGCCCCUGUCCACGUGGGAAGCGGGACAGGUGCCCAAGACACUGCUGGAAGUAUGAUUAGACCGGCAGUCGUUGGUGAAUGUGGGACGGAAGCCCAAGACGGAGGUGGAAGUGGGCUUGGAGCCAAAGUUAGUAUCGGAUAUGGAGCCCGAGUAGCCGGCCAAAGCGGGACUGAAGACCAAACCGGUGAAGAAGGUCGGACAAGAGCCCAGAAUAAUGGCCGAAGUGGAACCGCGGCCCAAGUCAGUGGAACACAGACAACCGGUAGAAGUGGGAGUGUAGGUGAAGACAGGGGUGGAAGUAGAACUGUUGCCCAAGACAUUGAAGACUGUGGGCCUGGAGGCCAAAUCAAUGCAGAUGGUAGUACCAGAGCUGAGGCCUGUGGUCAAUCUGUGACUAAAACCGCAUCCACUGAAGAUAGUGGCCGAAGUAAGACUGGAGACCAAAUAAAAGGUCAAAGUGUCAUGGGAUCCCUAAUCAAUGCGGGAGGUAGUACCAGCACCGAGCACAGUGGUAGACGUGAAAUUGGAGCUGGAGUUAGUCACGGAAUUGAGACUAGAGCCAUCAGAAAUAGUGGUGGAAUCAGGACUGAAGGCCAUGCUACUUGUCAAAGUGGGCUAGGAGCCCAAAUCAUUCUAACACAUAGCACUCAAGUCCAGGAUCCAGCUGGAUCCCAAGUCAGUCUUGGUAGUGUCACUGGAGAGGAAGACUGGGACACAGGUGGUUCGGGACCCAAAGCUACUGAUCGACAUGAGACCGAAGCCCGUGACCGAGGUGGACCUGGGACUGGAACUGUCAAAGAUACUGGUGAUAGUGAGAUUGGAGCCCUAGUAUCUGGUCAGAGUGGGACUCCAACCCAACCAGGUAAUGAAGGUGGCACUGGAUCCAGCAAGGUUCCAGUCCUGCCACCGCCCACUUUGGAGUGUCAGAGUUCUGGCUUUGAAACCUCUAACAAAGGCGAUUUUGUCCAAAAGCUACGUUGUUCCGUUCCCGCCGUGAUCCAUCAAGCAGGAUUCGUGAACCAACCCAAAGACAUGGAUCAAAAACAAUCACCGAGUUCUACUCCAGGUCGGCCCAAGGAACCUUUCUGUCCCGUCCUGAGCCGCGACGGCAGCCGCGUCCUGCUGUGGCCCUCGGAGAUGGUCCGCUACACCAAGACGUCGCCCUCGCUCUCCUACAGCGUCAACCCGCUGCUGUACGAUUUCCGAGCGCACGGAGGCGGCCGGGGGGAACCGGGGAGGAGAAUAAAGCCGUCAGUGAUCAAACGGGACGGCUGCCAACACAAGUGGGAAAACGGCGGGGGAGGCGGCAGGAUAGAGUCAGAUGAAAGCCAGGACGAGAAUGAAGGAGGACAGGCGGGAAAUCUUCUGCCAGUCGCGGGCCGAGGCGAAGGCGGCGACGAAGUCGGCAAAGUGGUCGGCCCGUUUCCUCGUGCCGACGCUUUCGAAUCCGGCCGUGUUGGACUGGGGAAAAGAAAGAGGAGGAGGAAAAGGGGAGGGCUGAGGAAGAGGGGGAGAAGGAAAAGAGGAGAGGAGAUGAAGAGGAAAGAGCAAAGGAGGAGGGAGAUAAUAACUAGUCUUUGCGAGAUGGCAAGGCUGGAAAGAGAGGACGGCGGAACAGAAAAGCGGCUAUUAAGUCAUCUGGCGGCGCGGCGGAUGCUCGCAGGCCUCGGAAAGACGCCGAGGGGGGGGGGCCAGGGAGUGAUAGCGGAGAACGACGCGCUAUUAAGUCGUCUUCCCGCAAAUCGGUGUAAUCGCUGGAUGCAGGUGAACGCGGGGGCCGGCCCGCCUCGGUGCCGGCCAUUACCGUGCGGGCGGGGCCUCCGCGGGGGUGCGGCAUGUAAUGCGGCGAUUAGCCCCGCCACCCGGACGCCGCGCCGUCUGGCGACUACGGGGCCGCGGCGCAAACAUCAAGAUGGAGACGAGCGAGGGCGGCGAGAUAACAAGUGCGGGGAUCGGAGCGAGAUAAGCUCUCGGGAGGCGAGAGCGUGCGAGGCGGCGAUUAGCAGCUUCUCGUCCCCCCGCCGAGACGCAGCGUGCGAACGCCAAAUCCAUCUCUCGCCAUCAAAACACGCGGAAGCAGCAUGCGAUGCGGCGAUUAGCCCCGACCCCCUUUCUUUUAGAGGCCCAGCGUGUGCUCGCAGACAAACGGCGGCGGGACAUAAUCACCCCGUUGAUGCAGCAAAGCUAGAAAGUGAGCCGAGGGUCCCGCCGGGACGCACAAACACUGAACUCGGCUGCGAGGGUCUCUCACAGGAAGUGAGGCGCGCGGCAAAGAGGAAGCGGGCAGAGUGCCCGGAAAACAACGCUCGGAAGAAACGCAAGCGUGGACGACGACAAACCAGAAGAGUUGUCGGCUUCGGUUCGAAGACAACUUUGGACUUAACGGAAGGAAGCGGCAAAGAGGCGAAACCUGUCGAGACAGAUAAAGUACGCCCGGAUGCCAACGCUGAGCUCUGCCAAGAUAACGACAACGCCGUCGCCGACAAUGGAAUACUCGACAAGGCGCCUCCCGGGGAAAACACCCGUGAAGACGACAACACGGAACUGGAACGCCCACAGGGCAGCGGCAGCGGCAGCAGCAAGGAGACAAAUCCGAGUGACUUCUCACCCGACGGGACGGAUAAAGCGUGUCGGGAGGCCGGCGACGCGAGCCGACCGUCGCGCCUCGACGACGUCCCGGAAGGAUUUCGUCCCGCCCGUGGCCGUCGUCUGCGCCGCGAGAACGUCGACAACAACGUCGACGCGCCUCCAGAGGACACAACUCGUGAUGAUGUCACCGUCAGCGGUGAACGCGUGAGCCCGGGCGGUGACGCCCCCAUUUCGGAACCCAAACCUCCUCAAAGCGAGGGGGACGGUGACAGUCGGCAUUGCGAGAAGGACAAGUUGCCGGAUGUCCCCUCGCCGAAAGACUCUCAUCCGGCUGGGAGGCGUCACGAGGGCAGGACUGUGGAACUCGUCUACCCGGAGAAGAGGCCUCGUUUCCCCCACGGCCUCCCUCCGGGGUGCGUCCCCCUCCAGGGUCCCCUCCUCCUCCCGGCACCGUCCUCCUUCUCCUUCCACCACACGGUCAUCCACCACCACAUAUCCCUCCUUCCCCCGCCCCUCCCGCUCCCUUCGUACCCCCAACCCCUGACACACUUCGCCCCCCACCCCCUCGCCCUAAAUCCGCCACCGCCGCCCUCUUUCUUCGCCUCGCCGCCCAUCCGCCUCCUGGACUCUCCGUAUCCCCUGGGGACGGAAUUUCACCCGAUGCUGAGUCACCACCUCCUGGCGCCCCCACACCCCCCUGCCCUCCCCUUGCAGGUGUUGUUCUAGUCGCCAUCUCGGACAGGCUUUCAAGACUCGUAACCUCCCUCAUCACUCCGCAGUGAAGCCCCGCCCCUUUACGGCAGGAGAUACUUCCUGGAAAUCACGCGUGAUAGGUGAAAAUCUGCAGUAGAGAAACCGUCGAAAAUACGUACAACUAAUAAACCAACACUCACCUGCAUAUAUUCUUCAUCCUCUGCAAAGAGCAACUAAUAUUCAUGCAGGUUACCGAGAACCGUCUCCAUGUACAUAUCUGUGCUACUUUAUUUUUUUUUUUUCGAGUGCUAUUAUUUAAAACAUUCGAAUGGGCUACAAUGCUAUCGAAAAAGGUCCAGUCGGAAAUUUUCUAUUCAUCCAUCAUGGGGAACGUAAAUAAGUGAAUGAUUCCGAACGCAGUUACUGGUACAGUUAGGCGGCAGAUUUUUAAGCUUGCAUUUAAUUGCAUGGCCAUGAGGGGGCGGGGGGACAAAAUGAAUUUGAAAUGGGAUUGAUUUUGUUUCCAUGGCGACACGCGCACACAUGCCGAGCGAUUGUGUCAACCGGAGUCAGACUGCGCACAAUUGAAG
Messenger RNA from Syngnathoides biaculeatus (alligator pipefish), 5054 nucleotides. Its product is annotated as G patch domain-containing protein 8-like. Bases 208 to 4497 code for a protein of 1429 amino acids. Gene Ontology annotation, cellular component: nucleus. The transcript is spliced from 5 exons. Lineage: Eukaryota; Metazoa; Chordata; Actinopteri; Syngnathiformes; Syngnathidae. The record is from RefSeq and is a predicted model, not a curated record.